GGCUUCUGCCUGCGUGAACACUCCGCACAAUGUGGGAGCCUUGAAGCCAUAUUCCCUAACGCCCUUGCUCAGUUGGCUUGCUAAGGCAGGCGGUGCUCAAGUUGGAAAAGAUGUACAGAUCCAUUGGAAAGGUUUCCUGGGCUGCCCCGAGCUCGACAUGAUCACGCUCGGAGAUGACGUCUACCUAGGCGGGGCGUUCUAUUCUCACAAGUUCGCUGCUGCCAGUUUAGCAUACAGUGCGGUCAAGGUUGGCCGAGGCGCCCACACAGGAGGGCGGAGCAUGCUGAGCCCUGGAUGCCACUUGCCUCCGUCAACUGUGGCUUUCGACGGUGCACUCGUGAUCCCGGGGAGUGCAAAUAUGAAGUCAGAUGCCAAGCAGUACUUGAGCGGCAACCCGGCCAUCUCUAAUGGCACCCCUCCAGCCGGCCUCUUCGAAAUAAACGGCAAGCACCUAUAACCCGAACAAAUUCUGUCGCCAAAUUGAGCUGUGGGCUUCACGGAACAACGCCCCGCAAAGUUUCACUGAAGCAUUCACCAGUUGAAGCUGGAGCGGGCGCGGCGCCAAGGCGGAAAAGCAAGUACUGGGUGCUUGAGUGGUGCGGAC
Messenger RNA from Cladocopium goreaui, 604 nucleotides. The record is from the annotation of a GenBank genome assembly. Lineage: Eukaryota; Dinophyceae; Suessiales; Symbiodiniaceae.